GCCGUGGCAUGACUUACUGUGGAGGUGGCAGCUUCCUGCUGGGGGAGAACACGAGUGGUGGAUCUGGAAAGGCCACGAGGACACGGCGGGGACGUCACGGGGCGAGCAAUGAAAACGGGACCAUGAGGUGACAGAUGGGCACCCCCCGGCCCUGCCAGCCCCCCAAACCUGUGCCAGGCCCGUGCCCAGUGCCACACCACCCCUGGGAGCGCUGGGAUCACCGGGAUGGCCAGGAUCGCUGGGAUAACCAAGAUGGCCGGGAUCCAAAACGGGACCAUGAGGUGACAGAUGGGCACCCCCCGACCCUGCCAGCCCCCCAAACCCGUGCCAGGCCCACACCCCGUGCCAGGCCAUCCCCGGGAGCGCCAGGAUGCGCCGGGAUGGUCGGGAUCACUGGGAUCACCAGGAUCACUGGGAUGGCCAGGAUCCAAAACAGGACCAUGAGGUGACAGAUGGGCACCCCCCGACCCUCGGGCAGCCCCCCAAACCUGUGCCAGGCCCAUGCCCGGUGCCACACAGCCCCUGGGAGCGCCGGGAUGGCCGGGAUGGCUGGGAUCACCGGGAUGGCUGGGAUCACCAGGAUUUCUGGGAUCACCAAGAUGGUCAGGAUGGCCAGGAUCACCGGGGUGGCUGGGAUCACCAGGAUCACUGGGAUGGCCGGGAUCGCUAGGAUGUUUGGGAUCACCAGGAUGUCCGGGAUCACUGGGAUCACCGGGAUGGCCGGGAUCACCAGGAUCACCAGGAUGUCCGGGUCACCAGGAUGGCCGGGAUCACCGGGAUGGCUGGGAUCACCAGGAAGGUCGGGAUCACCAGGAGGGCUGGGAUCACCAGGAUGGGCGGGAUGGCCAGGAUCACCGGGAUGGGCGGGAUCACCGGGAUGCCCAGGAUCACCAGGAUCACUGGUGGCCAGGAUCCCCAGGAUCACUGGGAUGGCCAGGAUCACCAGGAUCACUGGGAUGGCUGGGAUCCCCAGGAUCACCGGGAUCCCCAGGAUCACUGGGAUGUCCAGGAUCCCCAGGAUCACUGGGAUGUCCAGGAUCACCAGGAUCACUGGGAUGGCUGGGAUCCCCAGGAUCACUGGGAUGGCUGGGAUCCCCAGGAUCACUGGGAUGUCCAGGAUCACCAGGAUCCCCAGGAUCCCCAGGAUCACUGGGAU
Molecule: messenger RNA, 1156 nt
Organism: Lepidothrix coronata (blue-crowned manakin)
Lineage: Eukaryota; Metazoa; Chordata; Aves; Passeriformes; Pipridae
Product: collagen alpha-1(IV) chain-like
Source: RefSeq, a predicted model, not a curated record